UAAUCGGAGUUGGAUGUGGCCCCCGCUAGACUUUAGCCUCCGUUUGGCUCGUUAAACACCGUGUGUAUGCGAGAGUUUGUGUGUUUGCUGCGUCGAGUGCUGCUGCUGGUGCUGCUGUUUUGACCUCCGGGGGGUGUCUCGUGAUCGCCGCUGCAUCCUCUACCUCUCACUGCCAUCGAUCGUUCGCAUAACAGGUUGAGGGUGUGCGCUUUGACGAGGAGGCACUCCAAAGGACAACUAUUGGCGGGUACAGAGAGAAAAACAGGCACCAGGCAGACGGCCAGGAAGACGGGAGCUGAUCAGUGUUGCUAUAACAGGCAGUGGACGGUGCUGUGCGUUUAUGUGUCUACGCACGCGCCCAUGAAAUUACGUACCAGCCGGUUAGCCGUGACCGUAAACACAAUCCCCCGGCACAAAAACCUGAUCACCAACAAACAACAAUUCACUUCCCGCAACGCAGAGCUGCGUUGCCAGCCAGCCAGCCAGCCAGCGAGCGUGGUAAUUGUCUUAACUACCAUCUUUGUUGCCUGCACGCCACCUCUUCUCGCUUAUUGUCGGUGCCGGUUGGAAUUGUUGCGACGAAACAAAAAAACAAGCAUAAAUCAUACGGUGACAUACCGCGUUCUGGCCACCCUUUACUACGUGCGAUCAGCAGGCCCAGUGAUCGCCUCCUCCUGGUGCGCUAUUCAUUAUCAUUAACAUCGGAGGCUCACAUACCUGUGUGUGCGCGGCGCGCGGUACUGCUUGACCAAUCGUGGUGAUAAGUGAACCUCUCGGGUGGUGGCUAUAAAUAGGAUCGUUGGUAGGUGCAGACCUUUGAACGCGACCUGGACUGCCGCCUCGCGGUGUGUACUACGGUGUUGCGGAUUCUGUUGGUAAAUCGAUUUCCAACACUCAAGAAAGAAGUGAUUUCGACGUUGGCGUUCCGGUUCGGCGUGUUCACAACACGAUUCGUUCGACGUUCGUUCCCGGAUGUACCGGCCGAUGGAGCUACUACGGUUGCUGUUUUGUUGCGUUGCCAUCCCCGCCGUGGUGGCGUCUGGCUUCGGCAAGUGUCCCAAUUAUCCGUCAAUGCCAAAGUUUAACAUGACAAAGUUUUUGGGCAAGUGGUAUGAAGUGGAGCGAUCGUUUUAUCUGCCCGAGCUAGCAUCCGGCUGUACCACGCUGACCUUCGAGAACACCACGCUGCGGGAUGGGGCCGGCCGAAACCAGCUCGAAAUCUCCAUCAAGUCCGUCAACCAAUGGACCGGAAAUCCGUCGGUGAGCAUCGGUGAAGCCAUCCCGGAGAGUGAAACUUCAUCCAUAAUGGCCGUUCAGCUCCAGUCGCGACUUCCAACGGCAAUCGCACGCCUUCUGCCGGGAUCGGGCCGCUACCAGGUCCUCUACACGAACUACGACAAUUUCGCCAUCCUAUGGUCUUGCACCAGCUUCGUCGCGGUCCAUGCUGAUCAAAUCUGGCUGCUAGGACGAGAGCGAGACUAUUCGACGGAGAUAAGGAAAAAGAUCUACAAUGCCCUCGAGCAGCUUAGUCUGGAGCCGGAACGUUUGUUUAUUUCGAAGAACAAAAACUGUCCGUCUACACUUUAAGCAUGGUCGGAUACACGACGCUGUGGUGCCCGUGGGCGGACUGUAUGUUUAGAGAAAAUCUGUGAUAUUGUCGAUGCCGGCGUGACGUUCGGCGGAAAUGGAAGCGCAUGCGACACCUCCGAAGCCAGCUGAUUCACGCCGCAUGGCGUAUGGUUAUCAUCGGAACCAUGAUGCAUGUACUGCGAUUGAAUAGUUUUACAAUGACGAAAAACGUUUUUAUUCAUCGAGAGAGGGCAAGCAGCAUUUCUGUUCGUAGAUAAUCGUUUUAAACACUACGUCUGGCGCGCACUUAAUGGAGAGAAGAGGUAGAACAUAGAGAUGGAAAGAAGGAUGGACAGAGAGAGGGACGUCCUCUGGUGUGUUGUAGCCUAUAUUCGCGAAAUCCUAGCUUAAGUUCUAUACGCAUAAUACGCUGUUGUAAUAGUUAUUGCUAACGAGCAGCCAGAACUCAUUUAAUAUCGUUUUAAGGUCGCCGCUUCGAGCGCUACGGUAGUAGGUUAAAAGUAGUUGCCACGACGACACAUUGCUGCUACACGCCGGUUUCUACAGGAGUAGGCGGUAUGUGCAUGAUGCUCGUGAUGAUGACGUGAUAGAUGGUGUAACAUCCUGAAAACUAAAACAACGUUUCGCGCUCAUCCUGCUAAUAAUGCCCCUGCCUAUUCUUAAGUACUGUGAGCAAAAAGUAGUGGAUGUUAUGGUUUCGAAUAGGAAAUACAAUACGAUAAAAUCUAGGCAAAAUGCUGUGUUUCACUGCCU
This is a messenger RNA of Anopheles darlingi, 2343 nucleotides long. Its product is annotated as apolipoprotein D-like. Bases 973 to 1587 code for a protein of 204 amino acids. NCBI's taxonomy places the organism in Eukaryota, Metazoa, Arthropoda, Insecta, Diptera, Culicidae. The transcript is spliced from 5 exons. The record is from RefSeq and is a predicted model, not a curated record.